Messenger RNA from Fusarium graminearum PH-1, 4671 nucleotides. RefSeq lists its product as uncharacterized. Gene Ontology annotation, cellular component: cytosol. The record is from RefSeq and is a predicted model, not a curated record. Bases 1 to 4671 code for a protein of 1556 amino acids. NCBI's taxonomy places the organism in Eukaryota, Fungi, Ascomycota, Sordariomycetes, Hypocreales, Nectriaceae. The transcript has 7 exons. Gene Ontology annotation, biological process: tRNA methylation.
AUGAAAGAUACGUCCCAGCAAGUUGACGACUUAAUCGCCAACUCGAAUCAUAUUUCAAAAUGGGUCGAGGAACAGCCAAGUGAAGACCAGGCAAGUUGGGCUCAGUCAAUUUUCACAAAACUCCUUGAAGGCGCUGCUCAACCUAGAGGAUCUUCAGGCAACUCGUGUGUGAAACUCUGUGGUUUUGUCGAACAGUCGUCAAAGUCGCACUAUCAGAGCCUGAGACUCUGGGCGUAUUCUAGAGACGUUACUAUCAAGCUCUUCAACUUUUAUGUUGAGUGGAAUGAGUCGGAUAAUCACCGUUCCAUGAAGCUUGUUCUCGAUUUGCUUCCUCAGCUCAUCAGGAGAAACCCAGACGAGCAAGCAGGCCAAGCGACCAAAGCAGCCAUCCUGGAUAAUCUGGUGUCGAUCGUAACUGGAAAGUCAUCUAAGCCUCUGGCUAAGUCUGCUAUCAAGGCAUUGGAUCACCUCCUUACCAAGGAUAUUGUUACCCUGGAUGAGAUACAGUCCAGCUAUGUCACUCUCCAACAAAAGAACAACUCGCAUGAUCCUUUGGAUGCAUGGAAAACAUUCAUUUUCGAAUUGUUCCACUGGAUGACACUUCACUUUGUCUGCCCUACGGCGGGAAGAUUUAUCGUCAGCUUAUACCGUGGUCUACGAAGCCAAGACCAACAAGAGACACAAGUUCAGCUGAGCAUCGAGACAUGGCACAAAUGGCUUCUCGAGGCCGUCAACGAGGAGCCGUCAAUUUUGGAGUCUGUUAAGAACUAUAUUUUCUUACCCCUUUUCAAGGCCGACAAGGCAGAAGCCUUGGGCUUUUUGAAGAGAAUGAACGAAAAUGAAGCAGUCUCUGCAGGAGAUGAGAUUGAUCUCAACCUCCCAGCUCUGUUACAAUUGGCUGCUCUUGAAAUUGGCAAGAAGGUCGGUUUGGUGGAAGAGCCCGCACUGGGAGAUGACAAGUCCGCAGACAGCGACUCCUCAAUUGUCCUUGAUGAAAAGGUGCUUGAAAGUGUUCUGGCUCACCCAUCUCAUGAAGUUCGAUCACUGGCUCUGUCACUACUGAUGAGCUCACCAUCCACAACACGACCAUACUCGUCAACGGCUCUUUCUCUGCUACAAAAGCAUUUGUCAACAUACUUUGCUGAUUCGGAUGCCAAGUUCCGAAACGAAGUGGCUGGCAAGGUGAGAGAUAUGUUCAAGAGAGUUCGUGGUGCUAUAUUCGUGCUCAAGAAGAGCAUCCCAAGAGCAGCUGCUCGCAAGCAAAAGGAGCAGCCAGGACAAACACAAGAGUCUCAACACAUCCUAUAUCGAACCAAUUUGAUUUCGCUCCCGGAAGCCCAGCUGGUCCACUGCCUGGAAUACCACGAGAAGUUCCUUUCCUGGUAUAUGAGCUUCUUGUGUAGCGAGUUGACGCCCACCGCGUCUUACCAACGGCACAGCGCUUCGCUCAAGGCAGUCACCUUCAUUCUUCGAAUGGAGGGAGAAAAGUCAAAGACGUGGGAGACUGCGGAUGAUCAGACACUUUUCUUCGAUCAGUUCGGUGGCUCAUGGCUCCGAGCAUUAUCUGACCUGAUCAUGGAUCCCUUUGACGAUAUUCGAAGCCAUGCAGCUACUGUGAUGAAAUGGAUCUUCUCGGACAGCCGUUACAGGAACUUCCAUCUCAUGGCUCAGCAGGACAAGAUGAGCCCCGCUGAAGAGCUUACCGAAUUGCUGAAGCGAUCUGAAGAGCUUGCCCACAAGACCGCCCGAGCUGAUCAUUCAGACGGUGUAGCUAGAGUAUCCCAGCUAUUGUACCGAUUCUCUGAGAAGGAGGAGCAACGUGUUGCUCUUCUUUCAAAGCUAAUUGGCGGUCUUGAGGGUCGGUUAGCAGUGGCUGAGAAAGACCUCGGCAGAGCAGUGCUAGACGCGCCGCUCCACGGAGAUUUUGCAUCUCUGUGCUACAUGUGGCAGGUAGUUUCAGAGCUCCAAUUCUCCGAGAGCGAGUUGCAGUCCGUACAAGCUCUUCAGGAGACUCUUGUUACUUGCUGUGAGCGGGUUUGGGCAGCUGUUCGUGACAUUCUCUGCGACGACUCGCCCGAGGGCCAUCUUCCUCAGGAGCUGGAGGAGGUUGACGGCAUCGACACAAAGGAUGUGCUAAGCUAUAGCUUCCGAUCAGUUCACGAAGCAAGUAACCUUAUGAGGAUUUUGAUUAUGUCUAUUAAGCAACGAUCUCGCCAAGGCAGAAUUUGCCCAUCUAGAGAGGCUUAUGAAAGGAUAGGAAACCUGUCCUUCACCCAACUCGCCACUCUUAGACAUCGAGGCGCUUUCACUACCGUCGCCUUGACAUUCUCAACAUGCUGCCAGCUGGUUAAGCAUUUAAACCAGGGAGAAGACGACGCUGCAAAUGGCACAACUCUGCUCGAGAAGUGGUACUCUGGUACCCUAGAAGCCAUCAAUGCUCAAGUGUCAACGACUCGACGCUCUGCUGGUAUCCCUGCCAUGAUGACAGGCGUUCUGUCCGCCAACGCUGCCAAGCCCUCUUUUGAACAAGUCAUGUCAGAACUUAUGGCAAUCGCCAGCCAAGAAGCCCGUGUUACCGAGACAGAUGGCUCAAAUCUCCCUCAAGUUCACGCAUACAACUGUUUGAAGGAGAUUUUCAAGAGCUCUUUCUUGACGUCCAUCGGAAACAAGUCUGAGAAGUUCCUACCGCAAUGUCUCGAGCUGGCAGCGAAUGGCCUCAAGUCUGAGCUCUGGGCAAUUCGAAACUGUGGCUUGAUUCUUCUUCGCAGUCUCAUUGAUUGUCUUUUUGGCUCUCACCAGAGCAAGGCUACCAUGGAGGCAGGAUGGGAUGGAAAAGCCAACCGCAUCGCUUACCACCGCUAUCCAUCUUUGCCCACGACUCUACUCCACCUCCUCAAGUCGGGCCACCAGAUGAUGGCUUCCAUUGCCGCAAGUUCAGCAGCAGCAGAGUCAGUCUUCCCAGCACUCGAUAUCAUUCGAAGAGCUGGCCCACCUGAAGUCCUUCGUGAGGAGCUUCAGGUCCAUAUUGCCAAGUACCUGGCAAGUCCUGUGUGGCACGUUCGUGAGAUUGCGGCUCGAACUCUCUGCUCCUGUCUUCUACAUGCCCAGUGGCUUGAUGCUAUUACUAGUUUGGCUGCCGCGUCUGUUCGUUCUCAAAUUGGAAAUGUCCAGAACCACGUCCAUGGUGUUCUCUUGGCACUCAAGUACACUAUUGACCGAUUGAGUGAGGUCAUGCCCGAACAACUACAGCAGGAUACACCUAAACUUUCUGGAUUCCUGAUUGAGUACUGGCGUGAGAUCCAGGUCCUUGAUUCCCCUGAAAUUCCUGCCGGAUACCUUGAAGUUGUGAACUUGGUACGAGCUCUUCCCCGGCCUGGUACUGCUGAACGUCUCCAAUUCGAGUUCCCAGCCUUCAACAGGCGGGAAGGCGCUUUACUCAGAGCACAGCGCGUGAUCCAUGAGGUACACUCUAUUGCCGAGGGCAGUGGCCAGGUUGAGGACAUCAACACCCUACUUCUCAGCAAGACUAUGGGUGUCAACACUAUAGUUGCCGGUCUCGAGACUAUCCCCAAGCUCUGGAACACCUCUCGCCUUUCUGAGCAAGAGGUAAACCAGUUCUGCAACCUCUACCAUGAUGUUUGUCUCAAGAUUGGCCCUGCAGAGCCUCGUGUUAUUGCUUUGCAAAAUCUUACCGACAUUCUCGACCAAGUUAUCAAGAGCGGAAACUUUGGUCUGGUCUCAGCAGACUUGCUUUCACAGAUCUGGAACAGUCUCCCCUUGAGCCUUAUGAACCCGGCUCUCGCAAACGCCAUUGUCAGAAUUAGUGGCUGUAUCACAGCCAUAAUGAGUAAGGCAAAGGCCACCUCUGCGGAGGGCAUCAAGAAUUGGGGCCACAUGGUCGCCGACGCUGGUAUGGAUGACAAGGAUUUCGAUACUCGUUUAGCUACUGUUGAAUCCCUUUGUUCAUUCUUCAACAGCAUUGGAACAGAGCAAUCUUGGGCUGGCGAAGAACAUCUUCCUGCCAUCCUCGCCCUCUACGAUUCCCUCAACGACGAUGACGAUGAAAUCCGCGACGCUGGAACUGCAGCUGUCAAGAGUAUUCUGGGUCAAGCCCUCGUACCCAUCGAAGCUGCCAACCGUCUCCUCUCAUGGCUUGCACAACGGUUCGGCGACAACCCCAUGUUCCGCCAGAUAAUCGUGAGUCGUAUUAUGGGCGACACCCGAUACCCACGCCCCGAGUUGAACGUCAUUCCUGUCAAGGAUCAACUACAAGAGGCGAUGAAGUUUGAUGACUCUCUUUUCGUGAUCGAAGAACAGAACCUCUUCGUUGACGAGGUCAGGGAGACACAGAGAUGGAUUUCUGUCUAUGAAAGCCUUGAGUGGGACUUGAGCGAUUCUGCUCUUGAAGCAUUAACAACGUGGACAAGCGCAGGUCUGGAAGCCACGCAAAGUCUGGCAAGUCAAGAAGAUGGACCUCUUGGUUACGGAUCAAAGCCAGAGGUCUUUGCAAUCUUGUCGCGGGUCAUCCGUGCAUCUGCUGCCUUGACAAGACAUCACGCCAAUGCCGAGUUUUGUGAGAGUAUCAACAAGUCGAGCAGCGCUCUACAUAAUGGACAGAGACACAUGUCAGGUCUGUUAUUACAGCCUCUUGAGAGGAUUACACAAGCAUAG